AUGAUUUGUCGAGGUAGAGUAUCGGUCAUAAGACAAUUGGGCCAUCUGGUUUCCAGUCGUCAUAUAAUAUUCACAAGAUGGAAUCAUUCGAAGCGGGAUCAAAGUGGGACUUUCCCAAGUAAAGUAGAUUCAGUUAAAUUUGAAGAUAAGUUACAGAAAGUAAUACAAGGUAACCCUUCUUAUGAACACAGGAAUAGAAGCUUAGAUGAUGAGAAGCUUCGAGAAAUUAUAGAAACAUCGAAUUUCCGUACGAGGAAAGACGAAUCAUCAAAGGAGGUAAUAGAUCGAAAACAACCCAUCACCAUAUCAAGUGAAGGAUCACCAACCAAUUCUUCUCCUGUCACUAAUUCUUUAGAAGAUGAUAUUAAACUAGAAAUUCCCGAUCUUCCCUCAGAUAAGGAGAAGAAAAGAAGUAAAUUAGCCAAACGGUUAGAAAUAUAUUUGGAUUCGUUACAAGAUACCAUUUUCACAGCCACAAGAGCAUUGAAUGACGUGACAGGGUAUUCGUCAAUUGAAAAAUUGAAAAAGAGUAUCGAUACAUUGGAGACUGAAUUGAAGGAGGCAAGAGAUCGGGUGAAGUCUUGUAAAGAAUUGUAUUCCGAAGCCAUUCAUCGUCGAUCUCAACUGCAGAAAGAGGUCAAUGAAUUAUUAACGAGGAAACAUGACUGGUCUCUGGAAGAUUUGGAAAGAUUCACCAACCUUUACCGUAAUGAUCAUGCCAAUGAACAGGGCGAACAAACGGCACAUUCGGAAUUAGAAAGUUCGGAAAAGAAGGUGGACAGCAUUCAAUUGAAGUUGACUCAACUGAUCUUGACAAGAUAUCAUGAAGAACAAAUUUGGUCCGACAAGAUCAGAAGAGCAUCUACAUGGGGGACCUGGAUUAUAAUGGGUCUAAACAUGUUAUUAUUCAUAGUGGCUACAUUUUUGGUUGAACCAUGGAAAAGAAAAAGAUUAGUGGGGUCUUUUGAAGAUAAAGUGAAGUUGGCGUUAUAUGAAACGUCUGAACAACAAAACGGUAGGUUUGAUGAAAUGUUACAAAGACAAUCUAAGAAUGUUACACCUAUAGAACCAUCCACAAACUCCACCAAUGGUGAUGAACCUAGUGGAUUAUCUGGAUGGUUUUUCAAAUCGAAACCAUCUGAAUUAUUGGAUGUUUCUAAACCUCAAGUAAUGCAGUUAUCACUUGAGAGCUCAUGGACAGGUAAUAUUAAACAAAACGUUGAAGAAUUUCUUGCAGAAGAAACUAAUGCUAUUCAACUACAAAAGAAUGAAUUUGGUGUACUUAUGGGGGUUCUGGCUGUUUUCGGAUUAGUUCUAGGUGGCGCAAUAACUUUUUUCUCAAAAUAG
Messenger RNA from [Candida] anglica, 1347 nucleotides. NCBI's taxonomy places the organism in Eukaryota, Fungi, Ascomycota, Pichiomycetes, Serinales, Debaryomycetaceae. The record is from the annotation of a GenBank genome assembly.